UCUGGGUUGCUGAAAUCAUCCCCCAAGCCAUUCUGCCCCUCUACCCCUUGUCCCCUCUCAAAAUACCCCCAACACCUUGACAGCCUGCUCUCUCUAUCUUUUGUCAUCCCCCCUUUGUCAAACAUCUGAGUUGGGAGUCACCAUUCGGCCUCUACGCAAGAUUGCAGCAAGAUUCGGUUAGAUGCUGUCAGCCAGGCUUGCAAACAAGAUCCUACCGCUCAUUGUCGCCAUCUUAAGUGCUGGUUUGUACUACCUAUUCAUCAGCAAUCAUGGCCAUUCUGCCCAUGAAUUCCUGGAAGGCUGCCUGCUGAGGUUGGUCCUCUCUAUACUCCUCUCUAAGUGGCCCAUGCGGACAAGCCGUUCGCUUACCUUGCCCCCCUCCUCAGAAAAUGAAUCCAAAUUCCUCCAAUGUGCUUCCUCUCCAGCACACCAAUCUAGUAACAAGUGACUAGAUUCUGGCUGUCUCAUUAUUAUCUCUUCUUACUCACUGGUUUUACACCAUCUUGCUACUUUAUCAAAGCUUUAUCAAGUG
This is a messenger RNA of Trichoderma harzianum CBS 226.95, 532 nucleotides long. RefSeq lists its product as hypothetical. The record is from RefSeq and is a predicted model, not a curated record. The transcript has a single exon. NCBI's taxonomy places the organism in Eukaryota, Fungi, Ascomycota, Sordariomycetes, Hypocreales, Hypocreaceae. Bases 182 to 448 code for a protein of 88 amino acids.